CUCUUUAUAACUGUAGCUCAUGUCAUAUAAGUUUUGCAGUGUGUUUUUGCCUUUUUUUCAGCAUGUCUGUUCUUCAUGGUUCUCUGGGUGUGCUCGUCAGGUUCUACAGCCCCUCUCACAUCCUGGCUGUGAUAGGGGCAGGACUGGGGGCAAUUGCUGUGAUCUGGACCAUAAAUCUGUUGGUGCGCCAUGCCUGGUACUCACACAAGCUGUCCUGCUUCAGCAAGCCACCUACACACUCAUGGCUGAUAGGGCAUCUGGGCCAGAUGCAAAGCACAGAGGAAGGUCUUCUCCAGGUAGAUGAGUUGGUGAAGACUUACAAGCACUCCUGUAGCUGGUUUUUUGGGCCCUUCUAUCACUUAGUUAGGAUUUUCCACCCAGACUUUGUCAAACCUCUACUCAUGGCACCUGGCAAUAUCACGGUAAAAGAUGAACUCAUUUAUGACCACUUACGCCCAUGGCUUGGAGAGAGUCUAUUGAUCAGUAAUGGCGAUGUGUGGUCUCGUAAAAGGCGUCUGCUAACCCCUGCAUUUCAUUUUGACAUUCUGAAAAACUACAUUGUCACAUUUAAUUCCUCAACCCACAUUAUGCAUGAAAAGUGGCAGCGUAUGAUACUGAAUGGAAAUAACAAUAUAGAGAUGUUUAAUGACGUCACUCUGAUGACUUUGGACAGUUUACUUAAAUGUGCUUUUAGCUACAGCAGCAACUGUCAGGAAUCCACCAGUGAGUAUGUGUCCGCCAUUGUUGAGAUGAGCGAUCUGAUCAUGGAUCGGAGAUUGAAAAUGUUACAUCACUGGGAUUUCAUUUAUUGGAAGACACAGCAAGGCCAGCGGUUCAAGAGGGCAUUGAGCAUUGUGCAUGGGUAUACUAGAGAUGUGGUUCAGAAGCGACGUGCACUCAUCAGUCAACAGACAAAGGGUAGAUUGUCCAUGGCGGCACAGAGGAGGAAAGACUUUGUGGACAUUAUAUUGUCUGCACAGGAUGAAGAUGGACAAGGCUUAUCAGAUGAGGAGAUUCUAGCUGAGGCCAAUACAUUCAUGUUUGCUGGGCAUGACACAACAGCCAGUGCAAUUUGUUGGACAUUGUAUAACUUAGCACGCCACAGCGAUUACCAAGAAAAAUGCAGAGAGGAAGUGAUGGAGCUGCUAAAAGAACAGAAUGGACAAGAAAUUCAGUGGGAGGAUCUGACAAGCCUUCCCUUCACCACCAUGUGCAUCAAAGAAAGUCUGCGGCUCCACUCUCCAGUUCAGGCGGUCACCAGGAAAUACACCCAAGACAUGGCACUGCCAGGAAACCGAACUGUCCCUAAAGGUGUCAUUUGCUUGGUCAGCAUCUAUGGCACACACCACAACCCCAUGGUCUGGUCUAAUCCUCAUGAGUUUGAUCCAAUGCGUUUUGACCCAAACAAUAGAGAAGCCCAAUCUUCAUCUGCUUUCAUUCCCUUUUCUGCAGGCCCACGGAAUUGCAUUGGACAGAAAUUUGCCCUGGCAGAACUGAGGGUCGUGGUGGCGUUGACUCUGCUCAGAUUUCGCCUUCGUCCCGUAGUGAACCCUGACGGCGGGGCCACUGAUGUGAGACGUCUUCCUCAGCUGGUGCUGCGAGCUGAAGGCGGACUGUGGCUGCAGGUGGAACCACUCAACCCUAAAGGAACAUAGUUAAUGACUGUAAACGUGUUUAGUCAGCAAGACACUUUGUUGCACCUCCUGCUCCAAAGAAGCUUCAGCUUAUCUGUUAAAGAUAAUUUUCACUAAUAGUUUUAUAAUGUAUAAUUUAAGGACUAAAGCAUUAAUAGUGCCAUGCAAGUGUCAUUAUUGUUAAAACUAAAGUGUGUUAAAAUGUAAAAAUACAGUCACAAAGAAUGUAAAAUAUUUGACACAAAUUACAUAGCCAUAUUAAGCCAUUUUCUUAGCUUGCAUUAAAACUCAUAACAUUGCAAA
Molecule: messenger RNA, 1937 nt
Organism: Boleophthalmus pectinirostris (great blue-spotted mudskipper)
Lineage: Eukaryota; Metazoa; Chordata; Actinopteri; Gobiiformes; Gobiidae
Gene: cyp4f3
Product: cytochrome P450 4F3
Exons: 13
Coding region: 63-1655 (530 amino acids)
Molecular function (GO): iron ion binding; heme binding; oxidoreductase activity, acting on paired donors, with incorporation or reduction of molecular oxygen
Source: RefSeq, a predicted model, not a curated record